This is a messenger RNA of Lutzomyia longipalpis, 838 nucleotides long. RefSeq names its product farnesol dehydrogenase-like. The coding region runs from base 49 to 798 and encodes 249 amino acids. The record is from RefSeq and is a predicted model, not a curated record. The transcript is spliced from 2 exons. NCBI's taxonomy places the organism in Eukaryota, Metazoa, Arthropoda, Insecta, Diptera, Psychodidae.
AGUCAAUUCAGUUAGUAAUUGAUAUUGGUACCUACUAAAACAAACCAAAUGGAACAGUGGAAAAAUAGAGUAGCGAUUGUUACAGGUGCUUCUUCAGGUAUAGGAGCAGCAAUUGCAAAGGAUCUCGCUAAGGCGGGAAUGAUAACUAUUGGAUUAGCAAGAAGGGUUGAAAAAGUUGAAGCUCUAAAGAAGGAUCUUCCACCAAAUCUUCAAGGAAAUCUUCAUGCUGUGAAAUGUGAUGUGUCGAAAGAGGAAGAAAUAGUGAGGGUGUUCUCUGACAUUGACGCAAAGUUCAAUGGCAUCGACGUUUUAAUUAACAAUGCUGGAAUUAUUCGAUACACGAAGCUUAUCAAAGCUGAUAACUCAAUCCCAAUUCGCGAGGUGGUUGAUACAAAUAUUUUAGGCCCUGUAUUUUGCACGCGAGAGGCUUACAAAUCAAUGGAGAAGCACGGAAGAAAUUCUCAUGUUGUCCAUAUAAAUAGCAUUGUGGGUCAUCAUAUAUCCUUUGAUCCCCAAUUUGAGGUCAACAUGUAUCCUCCGUCGAAAUUUGCAGUAACCGCCAUAACGGAAGUACAUCGUCAGGAAUUUAUUCGGAGUAAGCAUCACAUUAAAGUCACAUCGGUGAGUCCUGGAGCAGUUCGAACGGAAAUAUUGCCUGAAGAUGUUCUCAAAAGAUUCCCUGAUAUGCCACUACUUGAACCUGCAGAUGUGUCUCAGAGUAUUAUUCAUAUUUUAUCUACACCACCACAUGUUCAGAUCCACGAGUUAACCAUUAAACCAUUUGGUGAACAAUUUUAGUGGCUAUUCAAAGUGAAUAAAGAAUGAAUUCCGUCUUCUA